AUGGCAUCGUCCUCUUCACAACAGCAGGGCUCCUUCCCGAGUGACCCCGUCACUGCUGCCCAGCAAAAGUCCAUCGAGGACCUCUGCAAAUCCGGACCGACCAUGGAGGGCGCCUCGCUCAUCGUCGUCUCCAACCGCCUUCCCGUCACCAUCAAGGUCGACCCCUCCGUGCCAGGCGGCUACACAUUCAGCCUCUCCUCCGGCGGCCUCGUCUCGGCGCUUUCAGGAUGCAAAAAGACCAUGAACUUCACCUGGAUCGGCUGGCCAGGUCUCUCUGUACCCCCCAAGGAUGAAGAGUACAUCGAGAAGCGCCUUCGCGAAGAGUAUAGCUGCCAGCCCGUUUGGAUCUCGGACGAGAUUGCCGACCGCCACUACAACGGCUUCUCCAACUCGAUCCUGUGGCCGCUCUUCCACUACCACCCGGGCGAGAUGAACUUUGACGAGACCAAUUGGCUGGCCUACCGAGAGGCCAACCUGCGCUUUGCCGAGAAGGUUCGCAGCAUCGUCAGGCAAGGUGACAUGGUGUGGGUGCAAGACUACCAUCUCAUGCUUCUCCCCUUGAUGCUCAGGACGCUUAUCGAGGGGAGCGAGCAGCAGGGGGCUACCUCGCAGCGCGAACUUGAACACGUUCGAAAUGGUGUCGACGGUACACUACAGCUUCAAGAUGACGAUCUGCUUGCCGCUCCUUCGGCCUACGACUCGUUGCGUGGUGGCCGUCCCAGCUCUCCGCCAAGGCGCGGCGAUGACGGCAACGACAGCGACUACGAAGGCCGCGAUGCCGCCUACCGCAACAACAGCAACACCACCGGCCGCGGUCUGGGCACCAGCGACGGCUCCAGCGGUCGAGGUUCGAUCAAGAUCGGCUUCUUCCUUCACACGCCCUUCCCCUCGUCCGAGAUCUACCGCAUCCUCCCUGUGCGUCGCGAGAUUCUCCUCGGCAUCCUCCACUGCGACCUCAUCGGCUUCCACACGUACGACUACGCGCGUCACUUCCUCUCGUCGUGCACGCGCAUCUUGGGCCUUCCCACCAUGCCCAACGGUGCCGAAUUCGAAGGCCGCUACGUCCACGUCGGAACUUACCCGAUCGGUAUCGAGCCCAGCCAGUUCGAAGACGGUCUUGAACGCGAGAGCGUCAAGGAGCGUAUCAAGAGUCUGCAGCGUCGCUUCGAGGGGGUCAAGAUCAUUGUCGGCGUCGAUCGACUCGACUACAUCAAGGGUGUGCCGCAGAAGCUGCAUGCGCUCGAGACGUUCUUGCAGGACCACCCUGAAUGGGUGGGCAAAGUGGUGCUGGUGCAAGUCGCCGUUCCGUCGCGCCAGGAUGUGGAAGAGUAUCAGAACCUGCGGGCGACGGUCAACGAGGCGGUGGGACGCAUCAACGGUCGAUUCGGCACGGUCGAGUCGAUGCCCAUCCACUUCUUGCACCGCUCUGUGAGCUUCGACGAGCUCUGUGCGCUCUACGCCAUCAGCGAUGCAUGCCUGGUCACCUCGACGCGUGAUGGCAUGAACCUCGUUUCUUACGAAUACAUCGCCUGUCAACAGCAGCGUGCAGGUGUCAUGAUCCUUUCCGAGUUCGCCGGCGCAGCACAGUCGCUCAACGGCUCGCUCAUCUGCAACCCUUGGGACGCCUUCGCAGUGUCGGACGCGAUUCACGAGGCGCUCACCAUGCCGGCCAACGUGCGCAGGGAGAACUUUGAGAAGCUGAGCAGGUAUGUCAAGAAGCAUACCGCGAGCUGGUGGGGGUUGAGCUUUGUCAAUGAUCUCAAGCGGAUCAAGGUGGAAGAUGGAGCCGAGAGUCCGGGCGGCAGCGGAGGCUCGAGUCUGCGGACAAGGCCCUGA
Molecule: messenger RNA, 1836 nt
Organism: Sporisorium graminicola
Lineage: Eukaryota; Fungi; Basidiomycota; Ustilaginomycetes; Ustilaginales; Ustilaginaceae
Exons: 1
Coding region: 1-1836 (611 amino acids)
Biological process (GO): cellular response to heat; trehalose biosynthetic process
Cellular component (GO): alpha,alpha-trehalose-phosphate synthase complex (UDP-forming); cytosol
Molecular function (GO): catalytic activity
Source: RefSeq, a predicted model, not a curated record